Messenger RNA from Lodderomyces theae, 882 nucleotides. RefSeq names its product F-actin-capping protein subunit beta. Gene Ontology annotation, molecular function: actin filament binding. Gene Ontology annotation, biological process: cell morphogenesis; barbed-end actin filament capping; actin cytoskeleton organization. Bases 1 to 882 code for a protein of 293 amino acids. The transcript has a single exon. Gene Ontology annotation, cellular component: cytoplasm; F-actin capping protein complex; actin cortical patch. NCBI's taxonomy places the organism in Eukaryota, Fungi, Ascomycota, Pichiomycetes, Serinales, Debaryomycetaceae. The record is from RefSeq and is a predicted model, not a curated record.
AUGUCAGAGGAGAAGUUUGAUGCAUCCUUGGAUCUUCUUAGAAGAUUGGAUCCUCACUCAAUUGAAAAGAAUCUCACCAGCAUAUGCUCCUUGAUCACUGCAUCCAAAGAUUCCGACACGGAGCUAGUGGAAGAGUUGUUAUCGUCAGUUGACGUGCCUCUUUCCAUUGCUCAAUGUAAAGAGUCUGGUAAGGAGUACUUGUGCUGUGAUUAUAAUAGGGAUGGUGACAGCUACAGAUCCCCGUGGUCAAACAAAUAUUAUCCACAACCUGAAGAUGACGAGGAACAACCCCCACCAUACCCUUCACCAAUCUUGCGACAAUUAGAAGUCAAAGCCAAUGACGCGUUCGAUAUAUACAGAGACUUGUAUUACGAAGGCGCCGGUAUAUCAAGCGUUUACUUUUGGGACACUGCAGAAGAAGAAGAAGAUGAUGAGGAAGAUUUGUCGAAUGGAUUUGCCGGAGUGGUGUUGUUCAAAAAGGAAACCAGUGACCAAUCAGGAAAAUGGGAUUCCAUCCACGUGUUGGAGGUUAUACCUGAGACAAAAACAAGAUCCACUUACAAGUUGACCACAUCAGUGAUUUUAGACUUGCAACAUAAAUCUAAGAAUGGAUUGAGUUUGAGUGGAAAUUUGACGAGACAAUUGGAGUCAACUGUAACUGCAGACAUCGGCGGUGGGGUUAAUUUAGAAACUAGCCACUUGAUCAAUAUAGGAACAUUGAUUGAAAAAGCCGAAUACAACAUUAGAAAUGUUUUACAAGAGGUUUAUUUUGAUAAAUUGAAGGAUAUUAUGUUGAAAGACUUGAGAUCCGUCAAUGGUGGUUCUGGCAAAGAUGUAAAUGAAAACCAAAAGGAUAUAAUUAAAGGUUUACAAAGUUUAUAA